CUGGUGGUUACAGCAGGGCUUCCUCCAGUAGCUGUUGGAAAAUGGGAGAAUUGCUUCUCUUUGGCUUAUUACCCUACAGACAAGUGUAUUAAACUGAACAGAAAAUGUUUAAAGAAAACAAAAACAAAAUCUAGCAGUACAGAGUGGUAGCACGUGGGACACAUUUUGGGGUGAGGAGAGUAUAAAUCUUCUACUGAGUGAAAAAAUCUUUCUUAAAGUUACAUAUAGUCCAAGGAAAAAACCCCAAAUGUUUUUAUAUUUUGUUUGAGUAUAAAAUUAAGCAAGAAGUUUCCAUAAAAGCUUCGUGGCCGUCACCAUGUUCUGGAAGUUUGACUUGAACACCACGUCCCACGUCGACAAACUGUUGGAUAGGGAGGAUGUGACGCUGCGAGAGUUAAUGGAUGAAGAUGAUAUCCUGCAGGAGUGCAAGGCUCAGAACCAGAAGCUGCUGGGCUUCCUCUGCAGGCAGCGGUGUAUGGAGGAGCUAGUGAGCCUCAUUACACAGGACCCGCCCCUGGACAUGGAGGAGAAGGUCCGCUUCAAGUAUCCAAACACAGCCUGUGAGCUGCUGACUUGUGAUGUGCCGCAGAUCAACGACAGACUAGGAGGGGAUGAGACUCUGCUGAACCUUCUUUACGAUUUCUUGGACCACGAGCCGCCUCUCAAUCCUCUGCUCGCCAGUUUUUUCAGCAAGACCAUUGGUAAUCUCAUUGCAAGAAAAACUGAACAGGUGAUUCAGUUCUUGAAGAAGAAGGACGGGUUCAUCAGCCUGGUGUUGAAGCACAUCGGCACCUCGGCCCUCAUGGACCUGCUGCUGCGCCUCGUCAGCUGCGUGGAGCCGGCUGGGCUCCGGCAGGACGUCCUGCAUUGGCUUAAUGAAGAGAAGAUCAUCCAGAGACUCGUGGAAUUGAUCCAUCCGAGUCAGGAUGAAGAUAGACAGUCCAACGCCUCUCAGACCCUCUGUGACAUCAUCAGGCUGGGCAGAGAGCAGGGCGGUCAGCUGCAGGAGGCUCCGGAGCCCGACCCCCUCCUCACAGUGCUGGAGUCGCAGGAGUGCGUGGAGCAGCUUCUGAAGAACAUGUUUGACGGAGACCAGACUGAGAGCUGCCUCGUUAGUGGGACUCAGGUGUUACUUACCUUGUUGGAGACAAGGCGGGCUGGGACAGAGGGCUUGGUGGACUCCUUUUCUCAGGGACGGGAAGGGCUGUGUACCGUCAGCAGCAGUGUACUGCACGGCAUUGAGCCACGGCUGAAGGACUUCCACCAGCUUCUGCUCAGCCCGCCGAAGAAAACAGCAAUCCUGACCACCAUCGGCGUGCUGGAGGAGCCUCUGGGGAACGCCCGUCUGCACAGUGCCCGCCUCACAGCCGCGCUGCUGCACACAAACACACCCAGCAUCAACCAGGAGCUCUGCCGGCUCAACACCAUGGGUUUGCUGCUGGACCUGUUUUUUAAGUACACUUGGAAUAACUUCUUGCACUUCCAAGUGGAACUAUGCAUUGCCGCCAUCCUGUCCCACGCUGCCCGGGAGGACAGGGCAGAAGCCAGCGAACCGGAGAGCGGGGUGCAGCUUCUGCCCGGGAACGGGGGCCCAGACACCCCUCCGCCUGCCACCAGCCGCCCUGAGAGCACAAUGGUGACCCAUCUGUUCCAGAAGUGCUGCCUGGUCCAGAGGAUCCUGGAGGCCUGGGAAGCCAAUGAUCACGCUCAGGCAGCGGGCGGCAUGAGGCGCGGCAACAUGGGCCACCUUACCCGGAUCGCCAACGCGGUGGCGCAGAACCUGGAGAAGGGCCCCAUGCAGACCCACAUCAGCGACGUCAUCCGAGGGCUCCCUGCGGACUGCCGAGGGCGCUGGGAGAACUUUGUGGAGGAGACCCUGGCGGAGACCAACCGCAGGAACGCUGUGGACCUGGUAAGCACCCACCACCUUCACCCCUCGAGUGAGGAUGAGGACAUGGAGGGCGUUUUCCCUAAUGAGCUGUCCCUGCAGCAGGCUUUCUCCGAGUACCAGGUCCAGCAGAUGACGGCCACCUUCGUGGAUCAGUUUGGCUUCAACGACGAGGAGUUUGCUGACCAGGAUGACAGUGUCAAUGCUCCCUUUGAUAGGAUCGCGGAGAUCAACUUCAGCAUUGAUGCUGAUGAGGACAGUCCCAGCGCAGCUCUGUUUGAGGCCUGCUGCAGUGACCACAUCCAGCCCUUUGAUGAUGAGGAGGAGGAUGACAUCUGGGAGGACAAGGAGAUGCACUGCACUGCCCGGGUGACGGCCAGAGCCAGGUUUGGGGGUCCUCACACCUCAGAGAGCUGUUCCAAGAAUGGCCUGGAGCGUGGAGGCCAGGACAGGAAGGAGGGUUUGGAAGCAGACAAGGAUGCCGCUCGGGCAGGUGCCCCUCUGGCUUCUACCGAGAAGGAAGGUCCUCGCUUGGAGGGUGGCUCAGAAGCAGGCACCUCGUGGACGGUGUUUGACGAGCCAGUGAACUUGCCGGCACCGGCCCCGGGAGUGGCGGUGGAUGUGGGUUCCAACGUGUGGGCAGCCAGCACCCCCAGCUCCUCGGCUUUGGAGGAAAAAGGCUGGGCCAAGUUCACCGACUUCCAGCCUUUCUGCUGCUCCGAGUCGGGGCCUAGGUGCAGCUCCCCAGUGGACAUGGGCCACGGCGAUGCCCAGGAUGGCCCGAAGCAGGGCCCCGAGAGAGCCCUAGGCCCGGCUUCCCCAUGUGCCUGGAGCGCCUGUGUCACCAGGAAGGCCCCCUUGGUGGUCUCCGACCAUGGUGAGGACGAGCAGAAGAUGGCUGGUGCCUUGGAAGCUGUCAGUCUGGGUCCCAGCCGGGAGGCUCCCCUGCUGCCCGCAUCAGUCCCCAGGGCGGACACGCUGUCAGACCCCACCUCCCCCACGCCUGCAGAAGCAACCUUCGCCUCGGCCGUGGCUGUCCCCCCCGAGGCUGCCGUGGUGGCCAGCCCAGCACCGAGCAAGGCCAGCCCCGCCCCAGCCACCGUGGCAGGCUCCCCGGGGCCUGUGGUGGCCAUCAGCUCUGCGGCCCCAGCCACGUGCACGGUAGCCAUCCUGGGCACCGUGACGAAAGACAGGAAGAUGGACUCACCACCCCCUGCAGGAGCCGCCUUGAACGGCCCCGUGUGAUGCUGCUGCCGCCCAGCCACGGCGCGCCCUUAUCGAGAAAACUACCUGGUGAUGCAAUUUGUCUUUUUUAAUUUAAUUUAAUUUAAUUUUAAAAUAAAUGCUGCAUUGGUAGGGCUGCCAGUUGGAACCAGUCGGACAGCCCGGCUUGCGUCUCUCCUGCCUGACCCCAGCUCCGCGCACAGCAAUAAGGCCUCAGACGUGCGCUCUGCCGGCGGGAGCCGGGGGCCACGACCCCAAGACACCGUGCGCACGGAGGGCCGCGAUGGGCAUGGAUGCCAUGGGCUCCGAGUCUCAGUUUUUACGGAUUUUUUUUUUAAACAAACGCAGGAAAGAGCCACGUGUUUGCACUUUUGUGUCCAGCCACAGCAAAGGGUCUCCCUGGCUCUGGGGACAGAUGUGGGUCUGGAGGUGGACUGGCCAGACAGGGUCUUAGCUGCCCAGUGUCCCUGGGAGCUGGCCUUGAGCCAGGCUGCAAAAUUUGACUGCCUUAAAAUAAGAUCCUCACGGCCUGGUGGGGCAGUUGGGGCACCUGGCGGGGGCUGGCCAUGGGUGUGCAGGAUGGGGCGCAGGGGUGCGGAGACUGGCCUCAACGGUGCCACGUGGGGUGGGGUCUGCACCUGUUGGGGAGGGCAGGGCCAGGCCACGUUGUCCUGGAGGGGUCUGUAGGAUCAUUUUGUGUUGAGUCCAUUUUUAAUGUUCUGAUAAUCUGACAGGGCACCCAAGACCCCAACUCCCAAUAAAAGUUGUGUUAUUCUUACUGAUAAGCCUGUGUAUUGUUAAGCUGCAGGCCCUGGACCCCAGCCUGACCGGCGUGGCUGCAGCAGGGAGUCUCCAAACCGGAGCGAGUACUGAGCUGUUCUUUUUAAACAAGCUCUGCCUGGAGCUCGUGAGCCAGUGCUGUCCCCAGGGCCGUCCCGUCCUCACUGGCUGGGCAAGGGGGGCAGCCAGCAGGGCCUCCCUGGGCACUCAGGGCCAGGGGGUGGGUCUGCCCACUCCAACAGCCUUGGUCCUGCACUGACCUCACCCUGUGGCCCCUGCUUUGGUGACUUCUGACCUCCCUCCCGGGGACAGCCUCAUGGCUGCCUGGCCCCCGUGUGAAAUCAGGUGGGCAUAGGGCCCCAGGUGUGGAUUUCCUGGGCCUUGGGACCCUCAGUCCGAUAGCUGUCCGUGUGGCCCAGAGAGAACCGGGGGCUCUCCUCACGACUCACCUGACAUUACCUGUGGGUCUUGCCUGUGUCCACACCUGCUGCUGACCUCCCCCCGACAGGUGCCACCACCUGCUGGGCAUCCCCCGCACCCCACCUGGCCGGCUCAGGUGCAGGUGGGACUCACAUUUGUGUGGGAAAGGAGAGGGGUAACCCCACUGGCACCCAUCACGCCCCAGACAGAGGCCAGGGCAUGGAGAACGGUCAGGGCCUGAGGCAAGAUCCCAGGAAGGGGGAGGGGUGGGCAUUUGGAGCAAACUCCCCAGGACCCCCAGCCCCGACAUGUUGUAACCCGCUGCCCCUCAGGGAGCCCGCCCUCAUCAGCAUCUCCCUCCC
Neomonachus schauinslandi (Hawaiian monk seal) is the source of this 4674-nucleotide messenger RNA. It is a transcript of the gene PPP6R2, whose product is annotated as protein phosphatase 6 regulatory subunit 2. Bases 317 to 3133 code for a protein of 938 amino acids. Gene Ontology annotation, cellular component: nucleus; cytosol. The record is from RefSeq and is a predicted model, not a curated record. The transcript is spliced from 25 exons. Lineage: Eukaryota; Metazoa; Chordata; Mammalia; Carnivora; Phocidae. Gene Ontology annotation, molecular function: protein phosphatase regulator activity; protein phosphatase binding.